This is a messenger RNA of Hemiscyllium ocellatum (epaulette shark), 1781 nucleotides long. RefSeq names its product rho-related GTP-binding protein RhoB. Gene Ontology annotation, biological process: small GTPase-mediated signal transduction. The transcript has a single exon. NCBI's taxonomy places the organism in Eukaryota, Metazoa, Chordata, Chondrichthyes, Orectolobiformes, Hemiscylliidae. The coding region runs from base 129 to 719 and encodes 196 amino acids. Gene Ontology annotation, molecular function: GTPase activity; GTP binding. The record is from RefSeq and is a predicted model, not a curated record.
CUGCAGCCUGGAUACUGUGUGUGUGAGAGAACCAUCGAGGAAGGGUGUGGUGUAAGUUUAAUGCAGAAUCCUUUCACCAGUAAAGCCCCAGUGUUGCACCGAGAGCUGUUGUAGAGAGAGGGAGGAGGAUGGCUGCUAUCCGCAAGAAGUUGGUGGUUGUCGGGGACGGUGCUUGCGGGAAAACCUGUCUCCUGAUCGUCUUCAGCAAGGACGAGUUCCCGGAGGUCUAUGUGCCCACCGUGUUCGAGAACUACGUGGCGGACAUCGAGGUGGAUGGUAAGCAGGUGGAGCUGGCUCUGUGGGACACGGCGGGUCAGGAGGACUAUGACCGCCUGAGACCCCUGUCCUACCCGGACACCGAUGUCAUCCUGAUGUGCUUCUCGGUGGACAGCCCGGACUCGCUGGAGAACAUCCCGGAGAAGUGGGUGCCCGAGGUCAAGCACUUCUGCCCGAACGUGCCCAUCAUCCUGGUGGCCAACAAGAAGGACCUGCGGAACGACGAGAACGUGCGCAACGAGCUGGCCCGCAUGAAGCAGGAGCCGGUGAAGACAGAGGAUGGCCGCGCUAUGGCCGUGCGCAUCGGAGCCUACGACUACCUGGAGUGCUCGGCCAAGACCAAGGAGGGGGUCCGGGAGGUGUUCGAGACCGCUACCCGAGCAGCCCUGCAGAAGAGAGCCAGACCCAGCAGCGGCUGUGCGAACUGCUGCUCCGUCUUAUGAUGCUGCCUGUUACACUCACUCUCACCCCUGUCUCUCCGGGGAAACUGAGCUCUCUCCCCAAUAACAUUCAUCUCUCUCUCGCCUUGGACAGUCCAGCGGGGGAUGGAGCAACUGGGGAUUGACUGACUGAGGAGGGAGGGGUUUUUGUUUUGGGGAAUAGGAGGGGGGGGGGGAAACGAUCCUUCCUCCUGAAGGUUUGGUGGAUCCACUGAGGGGAUAUUUUGAUAAGCUUUCCACAUCACUGACUGCAGCAGGGACUGAACUGAACACUCUGGGGUUGGGGGGGAAGGGAGGGGUAUGUGCGUGGUGUUGUGAUGAGGGGGUGGGGUGCACCCUGGGACUAGACACGUAUUUCGAUGUUUGUUUGUUUUUUCUCUUUAAAUUAUCUAAGCAUUUUUUCUCACCAAGAAAAGAUUAGGACCGUGUUUAAUACCCUCUCGUCUGCUUUUGGCUGUAUGUGGUAGACGAAAGGAAACAAUGGAAUAACUACUUGUCAAGGGGUGGGGAGAUGUUGGUCACUGAUCCUGGCUCCCCUUUUUGGGGGUAUCUAGUUGCACCGAGACUCGAGCACAAGAGCAGCCCCUGUUCGGAGACACACUGGACACGACCCUUUAGCUCUUGUUAUUUGUGGGUUUCUUGCCCCCUCGCCAUCUCUCUACAUCCAAGAUUGUGUUCUCAUCUCCAAACCGUUCGAUGUGACUUUUUAAAAAGAAUAUUGCUCUGGCAUCACAGACAAAAGUUUAAGGGGCACAUUUUUUAAAAAAAGCGAUUUGUUUUGAGGAGUUGAAAGAUGGAUUUUCUGUGCGCUGACUUUUUUCUGGUCUGAAAGGAAAAAGACUACCCUUUUAAAGAGACUGAAAAGUACAUUUAAUAUUUUUGAUACGUCUCCCAUGUGGGUUCUUGAGGUUAAUCAGUCUCUGUUUUAAACAAAAAAGGACAAGCAACAAAAAUGGCGAAGCUACUAAGUGAAGCUAAGACGUGCGUUUGUUUACAUGAUUCUAGAGUGAAUUGUAAGCUGUGUAAACUCAUUUUCACAAAAGUAUUAAAUAUAAUCGGACCGCG